This is a messenger RNA of Coccinella septempunctata (seven-spotted ladybird), 1029 nucleotides long. RefSeq lists its product as uncharacterized. Gene Ontology annotation, molecular function: nucleic acid binding. The coding region runs from base 1 to 1029 and encodes 342 amino acids. The transcript has a single exon. The record is from RefSeq and is a predicted model, not a curated record. Gene Ontology annotation, biological process: DNA integration. NCBI's taxonomy places the organism in Eukaryota, Metazoa, Arthropoda, Insecta, Coleoptera, Coccinellidae.
AUGAAAGAACGCCUCAGAAGCAAGGUGUGGUGGCCUGGGAUUGAUAGGGAAGCAGAUACAUUUGUUCGCACCUGCGACGAGUGUCAGAAGGUUGGUAAGUCAAUCACUUUGCAAGAGAUGUCUCGUCGUACUCUCCCUGAUGGACCUUGGCAGGACUUAGCCAUUGAUUUUAAAUCAUUGCCAUCAAACAAACACUUAUGUGUUGUAGUAGAUUACUUCAGCAAAUUCAUCGAGUGCAAGGUCAUGAAGAAGACCACAGCUGAAGCCACGACGGCAUUCCUGCAAGAAGUUUUUGCGAGGUUUGGCUAUUGUUAUUCAAUAACAUCCGACAAUGGUCCUCCUUUCAAUUCUGAAGAGUUUUCAAAUUUCUGUAAAGAGUUAGGUAUCAUUCAUUACACCACUCCACCUUAUUGGGCUCAAGCCAAUGGAGAGGUAGAAAGACAAAAUCGCAGUAUUAACAAGAUUAUCAAAAUUGCUAUGCUGAAAGAUAAAAACUACAAGCGGGAGUUAAACAAUUAUCUCCUGAUGUAUCAUUCAACUCCUCAUUCUGUAACUGGUAUUAGUCCGGCAGAACUCAUGUUCAAUCGCAAACUUCGAGACAACAUUCCAACGAUGAGAGAACGGAUCGAAGUUCCAGGUGUUCGAGAACGUGAUGCAUACCAAAAGGCGUUGUCAUCAGAAAGACUCAAAUAUGACUCAGUUCCUGACAAAGCAUUUGAAGUUGGAGACGAAGUUUUGGUGAAAAGACCUUUUAGUCAUCUUAAAUCCGAUUCCAAGUUUGAAGGGGAUACAGGAACAGUUACAUCAGUAGAUGGUCCAUUGGUCUCGGUUAAUACACCUACGCGUUCAAUUCAACGUCAUAAAAAUCAAGUGGAAUGGUAUGAUCAUCGUCCAACUGAGAAGUUAAGAGAGGAUACAUUACCUGAAGCGAUCAAAAGUGGAGAAGGUUCACCACCUGCAGCAGUUUCGUCACGUCCAGUUCGCAAUAAGCAGAAACCAGUUUGGCAGAAAGAUUAUGAUUUGUCAUAA